This is a messenger RNA of Nothobranchius furzeri (turquoise killifish), 1439 nucleotides long. RefSeq names its product isoprenylcysteine carboxyl methyltransferase (gene icmt). Gene Ontology annotation, molecular function: protein C-terminal S-isoprenylcysteine carboxyl O-methyltransferase activity. Lineage: Eukaryota; Metazoa; Chordata; Actinopteri; Cyprinodontiformes; Nothobranchiidae. The record is from RefSeq and is a predicted model, not a curated record. Gene Ontology annotation, cellular component: membrane; endoplasmic reticulum. Gene Ontology annotation, biological process: C-terminal protein methylation.
AAGGUGUUAGGGACCAUGAACGCAGCAAACGUGAUUGCCGAAGACCUCGCGAGAAUUGGUCCGGGAAAUGACGGGACUUCCAUCAUGGCCGGCAGUAAGUUGGUGUUGGAAGGCAGAGUUAGUAUUAAAGCGUUUAUUUUAGGGCUCAGCGUCCUUUUAAUCCCGCUCAUCAGAACCUGGUUCGGACAUCUCGACUGGGUCUUCGACUAUCUGACGGAAACUCCAGGGAAAGUGGUUAUUUGUCUUCACGUAGCUGUAGUUAACGGCCUGCUGCUGCUCAUUUACAGAGGACCCAUUUACAAGGUGGCGGUGAGAGCCUGUUUCCUGGGAGUCACUUUUGGAUGUGGAUUAAUGAUCAGCUUCUCUGAAACCACCUGGACACAUUUUGGGUGGUACAUGUGCUCUCUGUCGUUCUUCCAUUACUCCGAGUACCUGGUGACGGCCAUCAUCAACCCCCGCAGCCUGUCGCUGGACUCCUUCCUGCUGAACCACAGCGUGGAGUACACGCUGGCCGCCAUCUCGUCGUGGCUGGAGUUCACCGUGGAGAAGCUCACGGUUCCAGAGCUGAAGCAGCUGAGCUGGAUCAGCAUGGCCGGGCUGGUCAUGGUGCUGUGUGGCGAGGCGCUGCGGAAGGCGGCCAUGUUGACUGCCGGAUCCAACUUCAACCACAUAGUCCAGAACGAGAAGGCCCAGAGCCACGUUCUGGUCACCAGCGGGGUCUACGCCUACUUCAGACACCCGUCCUACGUGGGCUGGUUCUACUGGAGCAUCGGAACUCAGGUUUUGCUGUGUAACCCGGUCUGUAUUCUGGGCUACACGAUAGCCAGCUGGAGGUUCUUCAGGGAGCGGAUCGAGGAGGAGGAGCUGUCGCUGAUCCACUUUUUUGCCGAGGAUUAUGUGGAGUACAAGAGGAAGGUUCCCACCGGGUUGCCCUUCAUCUCCGGCAUCCGUGUCAACUAGUCCGGGAGCUGGACCGGGACCUAGUGACUCUAAGCACCAAAGCAGGUCAGCCCCAGUGGGUGUGUGCAGUCUGCUGUAGCGGCAGCGCCCUCUGGAGGUGAGAGCCUGCAGCUCCGACAGACGCUCGGCGGCAGCUGGACUGCUGAUUUUCUACCAACUUCCUGUUCCUCGUCUCACCUGUUCCUGUCUGCACGUUCAUCCGUUUCACUCACCUGUUUAAGACACGAUGCUGCACCCGGAGUUGGCCGAAGAGCUGGGAAAAGUUCAGGAAAUUUUCACUAAACUAAAAAAUUCCAAGGUUCCUGAAAACGUCCUCCUGAACAGCCUUGGUUCAGGGAAGUAGUUUACAUCCUCUAGGAUUGAUGUGCUAACGGCUAGUGAAAGAUGAGUAACUUUUCUACAGAACCUUCUGCUGAAACUCCUCUGAGGUGUUUAAACAGAGCUUGAUUUAUUUUUACAUUAAAGUUUAUUGGAUCGUU